Messenger RNA from Cylindrotheca closterium, 402 nucleotides. The record is from the annotation of a GenBank genome assembly. Lineage: Eukaryota; Bacillariophyta; Bacillariophyceae; Bacillariales; Bacillariaceae.
AUGCGACUUCAACCCAAUGAGGCUGUGUAUAUCAAGACCAAUGUCAAGAAGCCUGUUCUAGCCACCAAGCCCAUCAUGUCCGAAUUGGAUCUGAGCUACAAGGAGCGAUAUGAUGUGGAACUUUUUGAUGCCUACACUCGUCUCAUACUGGAAGUCAUUCGUAGACGCCAAGCUACCUUUGUGAGAGACGACGAACUAGAGGCAUCUUGGGACAUUUUCACACCCCUGUUGCACCAAAUCGAUGACGGCAAAGUCAAUCCAAUCUUUUACGAGUAUGGCAGCCGCGGGCCUUCCAAAUCUGAUCAGUUGACAGAAAGAGUUGGGUACUACACAUGGGAGAAGAACAAACAAUUGGAGAGCAAGAAAUCUAAAUGUGAGAAUGCUUAUAUCCUCUCAUGCUAG